Messenger RNA from Staurois parvus, 1149 nucleotides. Lineage: Eukaryota; Metazoa; Chordata; Amphibia; Anura; Ranidae. The record is from the annotation of a GenBank genome assembly.
AUGAUUGUUUUGAAUUUUUGUUUGCUUGCAUCAAAAGAUUUUUAUUCAGGGGGUGGGACCGAUGGCUGUAAUUUUGUUUUAUCAAAUGAUGUUCUUCCAGUUCCUAGUGGUCCUCCUCGCAAAGUCGAGGUAGAGGCUGUGAAUUCGACAUCUGUUAAAGUGUUCUGGCGCUCCCCGGUGCCUAACAAGCAACAUGGUCAAAUUCGUGGAUACCAGGUCCAUUAUGUGAGGAUGGAAAAUGGAGAACCCAAAGGCCCACCCAUGCUAAAGGAUGUCAUGCUGGCUGAUGCACAGUGGGAAUAUGAUGAUACUACUGAACAUGAAAUGAUCAUCCCUGGACUGCAGCCUGAAACAGCAUAUGCCAUCACUGUGACAGCUUAUACAACAAAAGGGGAUGGUGCUCGUAGCAAGCCUAAAGUUGUGACUACAAGUGGUGCAGUUCCAGGCAAACCUCGGCUUGUCAUUAACCACACCCAAAUGAAUACUGCUCUCAUUCAGUGGUAUGCACCAGUGGAAUCCUUUGGCCCUCUCAUGGGCUAUCGUCUGAAAUAUGGUCGCAAAGAUGUGGAUAUUCUCACUACACUAGAGUUCUCAGACAAAGAAGAUCACUUCACAGCCAAAGAAAUCCACAAAGGAGCAUCAUAUGUCUUUAAGCUAUCAGCCAGAAACAAAGUGGGCUUUGGGGAAGAAAAUAUACAAGAAAUUACUAUACCAGAGGAUGUUCCAAGUGGAUUUCCUCAAAACCUGCAUUGUGACAGCAUGUCAUCAACUUCAGUGCAGAUAACAUGGCAACCUCCCAUCUUAGCAGAAAGGAAUGGUGUAAUCACAAAAUACAUUCUCCUGUACAGGGACAUCAAUAAUCGAUAUCAUCCAACUGAAGUGCCCAUUGUACCUGCCGACACAACUGUGACUCUUACCACCUUAAAACCCGAUACCAUUUAUGAUGUUAAAAUACGUGCUUACACAAGCAAAGGUCCCGGUCCUUUUAGUCCAAGUGUCCAAUUCAGGACGCUGCCAGUAGAUCAAGGUAGGAUUUGUCUGCUUAAGUCUCUGUCCUUAGCGGAGUAUCUUUUCUUGGGAAAACAGGGUAUGGAAGUGCUUGCUAAUCCUGGUGAAACUUCUUAUGUUAUUAGGGCUACAAUUCCAUAA